Molecule: messenger RNA, 828 nt
Organism: Tripterygium wilfordii
Lineage: Eukaryota; Viridiplantae; Streptophyta; Magnoliopsida; Celastrales; Celastraceae
Product: MLP-like protein 31
Exons: 2
Coding region: 63-527 (154 amino acids)
Biological process (GO): defense response
Source: RefSeq, a predicted model, not a curated record
UCUCUUGCAUAAUAGAUCAUCUCUAACUCUUACAAUCAGAAAGAAAAGAAUAUUGUCUGAAAAUGUCUGUCCAUGGUAAGCUGGAGGUUGAAGUGAAAGUGAAGGUUUCUGCAGAAAAGUUUCAUGAAGUGUUCAGCUUCAGACCACACCAUGUCUCCAACAUGAUACCUGAUCACAUACAAGGUUGUGAACUUCAUGAAGGGGAGUGGGGUAAACAAGGCAAAGUCAUCUCCUGGAACUAUUUCCAUGAUGGGGUUGCAAAGGUUGCUAAGGAGAGAGUGGAAGUGAUAGAUGAUGUGAACAACUUAUCAUCUUUCAGAGUGAUUGAAGGAGAUCUGUUGAAUGAGUUCAAGGACUUCCUGAUAACUGUUCAAGCUACUCCAAAAGGUACGGAAGGAAGCUUGGUGAAGUGGACUUUUGAGUAUGAGAAGCUGAAGCCAGAUGUUCCAGACCCACAAUCCUUGCUUGACUUUGUAGUUUCUAUGUCCAAAGGCAUUGAUGAUCACCAUACCAGCACCAAUGCCUAGCAAAAUAUUAAUUAAGCCAAAUCUCAAAGCAAGCACUACAGUUCUACGACUUGUGUGAAAGAAAUAAGAGGUUCAGAAGACCAGAGAAGAGAUUGAACCCUAGCUAGACUGCUUUUGUGGUGCGAGCUGGCUAUUACUUUCAUGUACUAUGUUUGGGUUGUAUUAUGUGUGUGUGUUUAAGGCUUUAUUGGCACCAUUCCUCUUUCUUUGAGUGAUGAUGUGUACGUGCAUAUAUCUAUCUAUGUAUUUUGUGAGUCAAUGUUAAAUCAAAAUGCAUGUUUUCUAAAACGUUUGGAGUUUA